AUGAGCACGCACUUCUUUGCUCUUCUAUUCCUAACAUUUGGACUGCUCAACGCAGAUCCAUGUAUGGAUUGUGUGGGCUCUGGAGAGCAGUGAGUUCGUCAAUGGUUCCGUAAUGCUCACAAUGAUUCAUUCAGAUGGUGCGUGGAGUCAUCCGAAUGUAAUAAAACCAUCAGCUCGUGCGCGACUCUCAUCAAAGUAGUUGCCUGACUUUCAAGCACUCAUCAACUAACGUGUCAUUCGCUUCAGCUUCCUCUAAAUUGUCCAUCUCUGCCCGAUCCGAAGAACGCGUACGACGACAAUUUCAUGCGAACGCAGCAAAUGGUCAUAACGACGGCGACUCAGUGCUCGAAUCCGCAGCUUUGUUUCGAGUGAGUUUCACCCCUGAAAUUGUGUUAAACGUAGUGCCAAUUCGUCACUGAUAAGAUGAUUAUGACUUGGUUUGUUUCCAGCAAUCAAAUACCGACAAUGAAAUUGUAUCAGCGAAGAACGGCCAACUGCUCCACUCAUUUUUCCGGUCAGUUCGUUCGAAAUUGUUGCCGCCGAUUGAGCGCAAAGUUUAGACGUGACAUGCGUCGGAUACACGGCUUUUGAUGUUACGCAGAAAGCAAUUGUGAUCGCAUUCAAAGGGGCGCACGGACGCGAUCAGAUAGAACUACUUUUAGAGGAAGUGGCGAGAUAGUGAGUCGCGCGAGAAUGAGGUGGAAACGAGUCUCCUUUUCAGCGGAAUGAAAUCGUAUUUCAACAACAACGCAAAGAUAUUCAUCGUGAUUUACGAUUGGUUUAUGCUUCUCUGGAACGGAGGAAUGAGCAAGGAUCUGCGAGAACUCAAGUACAAGUAUCCCGAUUUUGAGCUGUGGGUGAAUGGACAUUCCCUCGGCGCGGCCCUCACUUGGACCGCCUCUUCGUUUAUCGCAACUAGCGGUCUCUACAAACCCGAGCAGAUGAAAGUGGUCGCGCUGGGAGCGCCAAGGCUCGGGGACUACAAUUUCGCCGUUUGGCACUCUGCUACGGUACGUUCCCUGAUGGGGAAACGGGUUUGAUCAGUUCAAUUACUCUCAGUUUCCCUACUGCUAUCACAUUGUUCAUCGACUCGAUUCGGCCACUCGAUUUCCGUCCAUCGAUCCACAUUCACUAACAAAAUUGUAUCAUCCGAGAACCGAAGUUUGGUAGGAAUUAGUUCUCUCUCUCUCUCUCUCAAAUCAUGCUUUUUUGCCAGGUACGACAAUUACAUGAAUGUCAGCGAUCCGUACACUAUUUGUGAAGAGUCCGACGGUGAUUACUGCAGCGAUGCGGUCACGACAGGCUUGAUCGGCAUCGAUCAUCUCUACUACUUCAACAUCAAUAUUCCGGAUUGGGGGCGAGAUGGUUGCCCGAAGAAUAGCAGUGAUUACGCUCAAUCUUAA
This is a messenger RNA of Caenorhabditis sp. 36 PRJEB53466, 1403 nucleotides long. NCBI's taxonomy places the organism in Eukaryota, Metazoa, Nematoda, Chromadorea, Rhabditida, Rhabditidae. The record is from the annotation of a GenBank genome assembly.